This is a messenger RNA of Aspergillus homomorphus CBS 101889, 1437 nucleotides long. RefSeq lists its product as uncharacterized. The transcript has 5 exons. Lineage: Eukaryota; Fungi; Ascomycota; Eurotiomycetes; Eurotiales; Aspergillaceae. The record is from RefSeq and is a predicted model, not a curated record. Bases 1 to 1437 code for a protein of 478 amino acids.
AUGGCUGACAAAUGUACAAGUGAAAUGAGGAAGAUGCCAGGAGGUUUUCAGUUCAUCUCAAUUCAAGCCAAUGGGCAGGUAAAGGAUCGGGCGACGCGGCGUCGGGCGCGCUCCCACGCGGUCAAGACAGCCCUGGGAAAGCGACGCAAAGAGCAGCAACUUGCGAGGACGAACUUUAUUGUUAAGACUGUUGAAGACCCCCACCUUCACCUCAAGAUCGAUAAUUCAGCUGGGACAGCCAAGCCAUGUACCGUUCAUGAUGCCGGCCUUUCAGCUCCACUCCACUCUCCUGUCUCAGGUGCACUCGAUCCGUUCCAGACCUUGGCAGUGGACUCAUCGAGGCUGCAAGCAUUGUUAGAUGAUUACAGGGCCAGGCAAGCUCCCGAGCCGGUCUUCAGCGUGGCUGAGGAAUUGGCCUUCCAGAACUUCCGCUCGGUCUUUCGAACGGGCUUUCAUGAUCCUGCUCUGAUCAAUGCUGUGAUGUUGGCCUUCGCGUUCGCCGUCACCAGCGGCAAUCUGAACCCGGAAUGUCUGCGAUACCAAUCGCAGGCGGUCGCAUAUAUCCGCCAGCGGAUGGAUUCCGAGGACGAGGCUGCUUCGGAAGCGACUAUCGGGGCCAUAUUGCUUAUCGCAGGUGUGGCAGGCCGUCUUGGACAAACAACUCAGGUCGAGCUGCACAUGGGUGCAGUGCAGCAGCUGCUGAGCGUCUGCCAGAGAAAGAGUAUCCAUCUCACCGCUGGGAUCAAGCGAGCCAUAUUUUGGCAAGAUCUCAACUGCUCUCUCCUCGCUGGCUCUAAACGCAUAGUCAAUCACGCAACAUUUGCAACCCUCUUUUGGGCGCGGGACACAUUCGUACCAGACAAUUAUCGCCUCCCACUUGGAUUCGAGAGCCAACGCUACAUUCUCGAUCCAGAGUUUAGUGCGGUGCUUGAAGACCUUCACGCCCUGCAAUGCAUCCGCAACCUUCCUCGACCGCCGCACGCCGACGCGAUAGGCAUGCUUCAUAUCAACAACCACACCGCAUCAAUUCAGUCCCGACUAAUGAUCUUCUCGAGUCUCUCCCCGGUGCAGGAGUGUUGUCGUCUUGCGGCUUACUUAUGUUCCAUAACACUCUGUUGUAAGAUCUGGUGUGAGUUGGUACUUCCAUCCCAUAUCUCAUCCCAGCUCCUCUUCAAAGUGCAGGAAAUGUGCAAAGACGGCGCGACCGCAAUAAGAGACUGUUUUGAUCUGCUCGUCUGGCUACUCUAUAUCGGCGGUGCGUUUGCUCCGGUUGGACUGGCCCGCGAUAGGUAUUUAGAUUUGCUGCUGGCCAUUUGUCCGGACCUCUCUUGGCCGGAACUACAUGCGUAUUUAAGACGCUAUAUCUGGUCAGAUGAUGCCUUCUUGGUGCCUGUUAGCGCCCUAUGGCGGGAGGUUGUACAUUAUCCCUCACGGUAA